This is a messenger RNA of Linum tenue, 3462 nucleotides long. NCBI's taxonomy places the organism in Eukaryota, Viridiplantae, Streptophyta, Magnoliopsida, Malpighiales, Linaceae. The record is from the annotation of a GenBank genome assembly.
AUUUCUGAAUCUGCGUGAUUGGAAGCCUUCUUCUCCAUCGCGUUCAUGAAAGAACUAAAAUUCCGUCGUUGAUUUUCUAAGCUUUUGGCGGAAAUUGUUGUUGCUCUCUCUGGAUUUACUAGUUUCCGUUCGUCUUCUUUGCCGACGCCGACAUUUUUAUUCCCAGACUGAGCUCAGAGCCAGUUUUGGCCUGUGAAUAUAUAGAUAGUAUACAGGCCGGCCAUUCAUGGAUCCUUCAAUAAUGAAACUCCUCGAGGAAGACGAGGAUGAGACGAUGCAUUCGGGUGCCGACGUCGAGGCUUUCCAGGCAGCUCUCAAUCGGGACAUUGAAGGCCACGCUUCCAAUUCUCAGAAUCAAGCUCAUAAUACGGUGGCAGUUUUUCCAAGCGAAAGCAACCGAGGUUCCUCUCAGCAAUUUCAAAGUUGGCCUUCAAUGGGACAGGAUCGAGUUCCGUCUGGCUCAAGCAACCAGGGGCCACAUAAUUUAUCGCAUCAACAACAAUUAUCACAUCAACAGCAACAGCAACAGCAACAACAACAACAUCAAUCGCCUAUGAUGAUCGAUCAACGAUCAUCUGUAGCUGAGAAACAGCAGCAACUUAAUAAUGUGCCGCGGGGACAAAAUACCCUUGCUUUGCAUAAGAACCAACCCCAAGACGAGCAUCAACAGGUUAAGGUGGAACAUGCUGCCGUUCAAGCUCCCCAGACAAGUGGGGCGACGGUUUCUGAUAAAAGUCCUGUUUCAGUAUCUGAGCCUGUUAGGUUGCCGAACCCCAUUGGUAAAUCCCAAUUAUUAAGGAUGCCCCCACAGACAUCCAUGGAACAGACUGUUAACUCAAGGUAUCAGGGUCAGCAAAUACCAUUUGUGCUGUUGCUGCCUACUUUAAGACCCCAUCUUGAUAAAGACAGGGAGAUGCAGCUUCAGACUAUCUUCACUAAACUAAGGAAAAAUGAAAUCCCAAAAGAUCAGUUCGUCAGGCAUAUGAGGAAUAUUGUUGGGGAUCAAGUGCUAAAAUUGGCAGUAAAUCAGUGGCAAGAGCAGCAAGGAACCAACCAAUCCCAGUUACACUCCCAAGCUUUAGCCCGUCAACCAAAUACUAGGAUGCCUAUCAGUCCCGGUUCUUCUCAACUUGGUGAUUCCAAUCCAUUUGUACUUCAUCAAAAGGGAUCAAGCUCUUCCACCGACCCAACUUACAAUGGUCAUCCGUCAGUCAAACUGCAGGUUGAUAAUUCAACUCAUGCUCUUGCUGGAACGAGUACUCCGAAUUCCCGACAGGUGGAUUCCCGUGCAGUCAACUUCAGUCAAAUGUCUUCACCCAUUGCUAAUCCAGAUAGAGAUGGCACUUCAAUUUCAACACAAGGACACAAUAAGCAGCAGCAACAACAUUUACACUUCCCACAGACAUCUUUCCCUAUGUAUGGAGGAGCUGGGAGUAAUUAUCCCACAUAUUCUGGUUCAGGAGGCACAUCUAUGAAGCCACAGCCUUCAGAGCUACAAAUGAGGCAGAUUCAUCAUCAAGGUGCAGCUACCACUCAGGUGGGAACAUCCACCCAGGCAAUGAGCUCCCUCAACGUGCCCAAAUUGGAGAGGCAAAGUCCAGCUGUUGAGUCCAAUAGAGCGCAGAGUGGUCCUCUAUCCCCUUAUCCAAGCAAGCCAGCAUUGCAACAAAGUUCAGUUCCUUGGCAGACAUCAACAAAUAAGGACCAGAAUCCUGCCCCUUUCCAACCAAUGAAUUCUGUGAAACAGGAGAGAGUUGAGCAGGCUAGUGAGCUGCCGCAGAAGUCCCAGUUCUGUAACAACCAGGAGUCAUCUGCUGGUGCUGAACUAGGAAAUGCAACUUUGGGGAAUUCCAAGGAUGCCUCUUCGGAUAAGCAGCCGUCAGGUGUUGGGUUCUCUUCAGCUUCUGAUGCAGUGCCCCCAAAUUCAGUUUCCCAAACUGUCACAACCCAGACUGACCACCAUACCCAGGCUGCCCCCAGGAUUCCUCCCGUAACUUCACCUGCUACUACAAAUUCAAGAACACCUCCAAAGAAACCCUCCGUCGGGCAGAAAAAAAAUCCACUAGAAGCUGUUGGAUCUCCCCCACCUGGUGCAAGUAAGAAGCAGAAGGUUUCUGGGGCCUUUUCAGAUCAAAGCAUUGAACAACUGAAUGAUGUUACUGCUGUCAGUGGAGUUAAUCUUCGGGAAGAGGAAGAACAAUUGUUCUCUGCAAACAAGGAGGACAGUCGUGUCUCCGAAGCAUCUAGAAGAGUUGUACAAGAAGAAGAGGAGAGGCUGAUUUUGCAGAAAACCCCUCUUCAGAAAAAAGUGGCAGAGAUCAUGGCCAAGUGUGGUCUGAAGAAUGCUAGCAAUGAUGUAGAGAAGUGCCUGUCCUUGAGCGUGGAGGAGAGAAUGCGGAGUUUGAUAAGUAACAUGAUCAGAAUGUCGAAACAGAGGGUUGAUUCAGAAAAGUCCAGACACAGGACUGUGGUUACCUGUGAUGUCCGGCAACAACUCCUGGCAAUGAACCAGAAAGCUAAGGAUCAAUGGGACAGAAAGCUGGCUGAAGCAGAAAAGCUACGGCGAGUAAAUGAAGUAGGUUUUGUUCCUGCAAUUGUUCCCGAGGAUGAUGAUGGAGCUGAAGGGGACAAGGAAAGGGACGAUGGUAGAGGAAAAGCACCCAAGGUGAACAAAGAGGAGGAUGACAAAAUGAGAACAACAGCAGCAAACGUGGCAGCCAGGGCUGCUGUUGGUGGAGACGACAUGCUGUCGAAAUGGCAGCUCAUGGCUGAGCAAGCCCGACAGAAACGUGAAGGUGGUCAUGAAACUGCAUCUUCUUCUCAGUCAGCUAACAAAGAUGGGAGCCGUAAGGCCCAAUCAUUCUUCGGAAGGAAUGGCAGUCAAGAUGGAACAAAGAAGAGCUCUGGUCUAGGAUCCUUUGGUGGUAGGAAAUUUGGAAGGAGCCAGGUUGCAGGAGCACAGUUUAGGGAGGUUCGGAGUUUAACCAUCAAGGACGUGAUUGCAGUGAUGGAACGAGAGGCUCAGCUGUCGAAGUCAACUCUGAUCUAUAAGCUGUACGAGAAGAUCCAGUCCAAUCCGCCACCGGAAUGAUAAGAUCCCCUGCAGCUCCAAACAGCUGCAAUGAAUUUGGAAGCCUGAUGAUGGGGCUAAUGUGGUUACAGAGUCCAGUUUGUUGCUUGUACUUAAAAGAGCAGUUAUUGUUUGCGUUGCCUUUGGACACACUGCUGUAUUGGGCUAGUUCAAUUUGUAAACUCUCAGUGAUAGAAAUGUGCAAUUGCUUAUACUGUACAAAUGUUUGUGAUGACGAGUGCCAAGAGUUGAAUAUAUAUAUAUACAUGUAAUGUGCUCUAAGGAGUUUUCUGGUUUGAUGGAAGCUCCUUUUGAUGGAUAAUAAUUUCCUUCCAUUGCCAUCAUCCUUCGCAGGAUGCAAGAUUUUUAUUUUUCUCAUUUCAAAUUUCUUG